This is a messenger RNA of Amblyraja radiata (thorny skate), 4578 nucleotides long. RefSeq lists its product as uncharacterized. The coding region runs from base 466 to 4305 and encodes 1279 amino acids. Gene Ontology annotation, molecular function: protein binding; GTP binding. The record is from RefSeq and is a predicted model, not a curated record. Lineage: Eukaryota; Metazoa; Chordata; Chondrichthyes; Rajiformes; Rajidae. The transcript has 3 exons.
GCAGAUGGUGACAUGCUGUCUGCCAGAUUUGAAAUGUCAAAGACGAGAGAGCAUCGCUUUAAGAUGAUAUUUGUCGCUUUUGUGGUCUGAUGCUACGUGAGUAGUUGCUCGGUCUCUCCCGUCAGUAAGACUGAAAUUCAUGGAAUACCUUCCGCAUUCCAGUCCAGUUUCCGGAGAGCAACCCGCAGCAGCACGUGAAUAGGGUUCGAAUACCCUUCCCGUACAGAUAUCACCGCGGGCAUUGGAGUCGUCUCUGAGAAUUGUUGAAGGCGUAUCGGCAAAACUGAGCUCCCAGCAUGGCCAGUCCGGUGAGGUUCAGGAUCUGACUUCAGCGCUGACAGUGCAGGAGGGGGCUACCAGCGGACCAUUCGUCCCAUCGUCAUCACUGCAAUCCCACUAGUGCUGCAGUCGAACGCUUCAUCGACCGGUCACUGGCGUUCCUGUUUCUCCAAUCCCUGUGCAGUGAUGAGUGCAACCUUGCAACUGGCCGCUCUGGGCCGUCCUUUCCAGUUGGGAAUGUUGUACGACUGCCGCUCAGACACUCUGAUCCAAGGCGUCACAUUGUGGGAUUUACAGACGCUGCAUAAGAACCUUGAUCGUCGUGACGAGCCCAGCACCAAAUUUCACAUCAUUGCAUCAAACUCCAUGGAGAGCAAAUCCGCUGCCCUCAAUGUGUCAGGAUCACUGAAGGCGAGUUUCCUGGGUGGGUUAGUGAAGGUGAAAGGGUCGGCAAAAUUUCUCAGCGACACAAAGGCAUCAGAGCAACAAGCACGAGUUACCCUUCAGUACAAAGCAACAACCAGGUUUGACCAACUGGCGAUGAAUCACUUAGGGAAACAUAAUAUUACCUACCCGAGUGUGUUUGAUGAGGGCUCAGCCACCCAUGUCAUUACAGCAGUGCUGUAUGGGGCCCAGGCCUUCUUUGUGUUUCACCAAAUGGCUUCAUCAACAGAGAAGAUGCAGAAUAUGCAGGGUAACAUGGAGGCAAUUAUUAAACUUCUCCCUAAGAUUGCGCUGCAGGGAGAGGUCUCCGUAGAAAUGACAGAAGAACAAAAGUCACAUGCCGAGAAAUUUAGCUGCACAUUUUAUGGGGAUUUACCACUGAAGAACAAUCCCACCACCUUCAAAGACGCCAUCAAUAUCUACGCAACACUUCCAAACCUCCUGGGUCCAGAUGGAGAGCAUUCAGUGCCCAUCACAGUCUGGCUCUACCCUCUCAAUAAACUCGACUCUAAAGCUGCCCAGCUGGUGAGGGGGAUCAGUGUGGGACUGGUCAAUCGCUGUCAGUGUGCCCUGGAACAGCUCAAUGAGCUCGUGAUGAGGUGCAAAGACCUGAUGAAAGACAGUAUCGCAGUUCAGUUUUCUGAGAUCAGGCAAAUGUUACAGCAAUUCCGAGAGAUGUGUCUGGAGCACACACAGAUUUUCCAGGAAAACUUAGCGGCUGUUUUGCCGACCAUUAGGGGCGGCAGGGAGGAGGAAGGGUUACUAGCAAAUAUACUAAAUAACACGGAAAAGUCACCAUUCAAUGGCCAGUCACUGACCACGUGGCUGGAUGACGAGGAACGAGAGAUGAAGGCAGUGAGACGUUACCUCAGUUUAUUUCAAGAUGUACCUAUUGUGAAAUCAAAGGGCGAGUUGGAUGACAAAUUGAUGGAUCCCGCAACAGAUUAUGUUGUCUGCUUCACGUUUACAACAUUACAUCGGAGGGAUUUCUACCUGUCAGAAGCAAACAACUACCUCCGAUCGAUCACAGCUAAAAAAAUGCAGCUACCACCUUCUGUUGACGGAGCCUGUGCAACAGGACACAGCGAGCACUGGUUUAACUCACGGUCUGUCUCCCAGAAAAUGAAGGAGCAAUCCCAAUCAUUCCUCGAUUUUGCCACAGUUAAUAAAGCAGAUGAAAAAGUAAAAUUCCUUGUUAGUUCUGUGCAGAAUGACAGCAUCGUGGGAGCAUCCAUUUACCUGUAUGAGGGAGGGUUUGUGGAGAACGAGAGCUUUGUUCCUCCGUCACAGCCCGAGAUACCUACACUUAGUGGAACAACACAUGACAGUGUAACGCUGCAGUUACAGCCACCAAGAUGUGGUACCGGUGAGAUUGUGGGCUGCAAGGUAGAGUACCGAGGUAGCCAGCAGGAGGAAUGGACUAUUCUGGAUACACCUGAUCAAUGCCACUCCUUCACAAUACCUGGGUUACAGCCACACCAGGAGUAUCACUUCCGAUACAGAGCAGUGACCAAUGUAGGGGUCAGCAAGGCUAGUGAGAGCUACAGCGGCAUCACCCGACCAGCAAGUCCACCUGGUAAUCCAGUCCUCCAGGAUUGUUCACCCAGCCCAAUACUGCACUGGAAUGAACCAAAUCAGAUAGGAGUUGAUGUUAAAAUAUUUCGGUACAGAAUUGAAUACAGAGAAGAACCGUCAGUUAAAACAAACAUGGUGGGUAAGUUAUGGGAAGAGGUUAAGUCAUCCGACACACAAUGCCACUAUCGCUUAGUGGGAUUGAAACCCGAGACCAUCUACAGAGUCCGAGUGUCUGCUGACUGUGGAGGAGCGGGAUCUAGUGCCGAAAGCGAGGAGGCUUUAAUAGAAAUAGAAAAUCCCCAAAAUAGAAUAGCCCUGGAUCUUCUCGGAGAAACGCAAUUAAUAUCCAGAGGAAACCCUUCCAUUUACAAGCUAAACCUGCAGAAGGAGGUGGUUAAUGAUUCCAAACAGUUUGUUAAAUUCUCCUUCGGAAAAUACACAAACGCACACAAAAUGAAAACCUUUAUGGUUUUGGGAGCAACUGGGUCAGGAAAGACAACCCUCAUCAAUGGGAUGAUCAACUACAUCUUGGGCGUGGAAUGGGGAGACAACUUCAGAUACAAGUUAAUACAGGAAGAGACAGGAAAAUCCCAGGCUGAGAGUCAGACAUCCUCCAUCACUGCCUACCUGCUCCACCAUCAGGUAGGAUUUAACAUCGAUUACUCUCUGACGAUCAUUGACACGCCAGGAUUCGGGGACACCAUGGGCAUCUUCCGAGAUAAACAGAUCACUGAUGAUAUCCGCCAGUUCUUCACUUCCACACAGGGUAUUGAUCAGGUCAACGCUGUCUGUUUUGUUGUUCAGGCCGCCCUGGCUCGCCUGACUCACACACAAAAAUAUGUCUUUGAUUCGAUUCUUGCUAUUUUUGGCAAAGAUAUUGCCGAGAACAUUAGGAUCUUGGUCACAUUCGCAGAUGGAGAGCGACCCCCCAUUCUGAAUGCCUUGAAAGUAGCUGAUGUACCGUGUCCCAAAGACGAGUCAGGUAUGCCAAUGUACUUCAAGUUUAACAAUUCAGCCAUUUUUGCACAGCGUCCAAUAUCUGAAAACACGGGCAAUUUGGGGACAUCCGGUGACAGCAGGAGAGAGGAAGAUGAUAAUAAUAACUUUGCUGCAAUGAAUUGGAAUAUGGGAGAGAACAGUAUGAAGAAAUUCUUCACAGCUCUGAACACGAUGGAGGCAAAAAGCUUAUGUUUGACCAGGGAGGUUCUGAAGGAACGUAAGCAGUUGGAGGCUAUAGUGGAGGGAUUGCAGAUUCAGGUCCAAGCAGGACUGACAAAACUGGACGAACUCAGGAGGACGCAACAGGUUUUGGAUCAAAACCAGGCCAAUUUGGAUGCAAAUAAAGAUUUUGAGUAUGAAGUUAAUGUUGUUGUUAAAGAAAGGAAGUGGAUUCCUUACCUUUCAAACAACUGUGAGCAAUGUGACUUCACCUGCGACGCUCCUUGUUUAGUUGCUGUCGAGUCACUUGGGAAUUGGUGCACAUCGAUGGAUUCAUCGGGAAACUGCACAGUCUGCCCACUGAAAUGUGACUGGGCCGAUCACAAAAGACAAUUUAGCAGGGUUAUCUGCAAAACAAAAAAGGAAAUGAGAACAUACAGUGAGCUGAAAGAAAGGUAUGAGAAGGCCCAUGGAGUGAAGAUGACCCAACAGAAAGUCAAGGAGUCACUUGUGCGGGAGUAUGAUGCAGUUCACGACAAAGUGAUGGAGCUGAUUCAACAAUUAUCCAGGAGCCAUAAACGACUUAAUGAAAUAGCUCUGAGACCAAACCCAUUAUCCACCCCAGCCUACAUUGACCUCAUGAUUCUGGAUGAGAAAAAUUAUGCGAAUCCUGGCUACAUGGGUCGAAUUGAGGCAUUGACGACUGUAAAGAAUAUGGCUGAGUUACAGGAAAAAGUUGCGAAAAAUGAGAAGUUGUUACCAGAGCAGCCGAAGGAAGAUUCAAUACGAAUGGCAAGUGCUGCAACUAAACUAAUCUUUUCUAAUGUGUUGAACUGGUUCACUCUAUAAGUAGCUGACAAACAUUUCAGCCGUUCGUUAGUUGGGAAACAGCCGUUUCACUUAUCCAACGGAUCAAUCCCGUUCUCAGUCCCACUCUUUCUCCUCCCUCACCUGCCCACAUCCUUACACACCACAGCUUCCUUCCUCAAUAGCACCCCAACCUCACCCAGCUGGGUGCCACUCCCCUCGCUCCGCGGCAAUCACCACUUGAGGGUCAAAUGCACUGGCUUGUCAUCCCAGUCCCACGCCGUUGCUUCUGGACAGCACCAAAGAUCUAUUCAC